Messenger RNA from Pipistrellus kuhlii (Kuhl's pipistrelle), 5081 nucleotides. It is a transcript of the gene JMY, whose product is annotated as junction mediating and regulatory protein, p53 cofactor. The record is from RefSeq and is a predicted model, not a curated record. Bases 612 to 3608 code for a protein of 998 amino acids. The transcript is spliced from 11 exons. Lineage: Eukaryota; Metazoa; Chordata; Mammalia; Chiroptera; Vespertilionidae. Gene Ontology annotation, cellular component: cytoplasm; nucleus. Gene Ontology annotation, molecular function: Arp2/3 complex binding; transcription coactivator activity; actin binding. Gene Ontology annotation, biological process: 'de novo' actin filament nucleation; Arp2/3 complex-mediated actin nucleation; positive regulation of apoptotic process.
CAGCGUGCGGCACGUGCCGGUGUUUACGUCCCUCGUGGAGCCGCCGACGUCAGCAGCCGAAUGCUAACAUUGUGGCGAUACCGAGGCUCAGAGUUUAGGGAGACGCGUCCGUCCAUCAGACAGUUCCGCGCGGUCGGGAAGAGGACGAGGCGGGGAGAUCGGCCUGGAGACGCACACACCGCCGGCCCCCGCCGUCCACCGGCCUUCCCGGCCCCGCGGGACCCGCGUCUUCCCGCUGGGGCGCCGCAGAAGCCGCCCCGCGGCCUCGCGCGCGGUGGGCGGGCGCGGGGCGCUGCCGCGGCGGCGCGGGGCUUGUAAACAGAUCCGGCUGCACGUGACCAUGUGAACUACCUGCUCCAGGGACGGGCGCAUUGUCUGUGUCUCCCGGCGGGCCGGUCCACAAAGGAGCGCGGCGGGUCCGAGCGCGGGGAGGACGGGCGACCGAGCGAGGAGAGCCGGCGGCCGGGACGCUUAAGAUGGCUGAAGGCGCCCGGCGAGGGUGAGCGGGGGGCGCGGCGGCGCAGCCAGCCGGUGAGUUCUCGGCCGGCGGGCGGGCGGGCGGCCAGGACCAGCCGGCGUCGCCUCCCCCGCGGCCUGGCGCCGGAGCCACCAUGUCGUUCGCGCUGGAGGAGACGCUCGAGUCGGACUGGGUGGCCGUGCGGCCCCAUGUGUUCGACGAGCGCGAGAAGCACAAGUUCGUCUUCAUCGUGGCCUGGAACGAGAUCGAGGGCAAGUUUGCCAUCACCUGCCACAACCGGACGGCCCAGAGGCAGAGGAGCGGCUCCCGGGAGCAGGCGGGGACGCGAGGGGGCGCCGAGUCCUGCGCCGCCGCGUCCGACGGGACUCGCGGGCCGGGCUCCAGCCCAGCGGGCAAGGGGCGGCCGGAGGCCACGGCUUCUGCGGCUCCGGGGAGGAGGAGGAGUCCGGGGCCCCGGAGGAGCCCGGCCUCGGCGGAGAGCGGCUCUCCGCGGAGCGCGCGCCACCUCCGGGGGGAUCCGCUGCUGCGGGGACCAGCCGGCAAAGGGGCCGCCGAGAGCCCUCUCCGGAGCCCGGCGCGGGCCAAGUCCGCCCCGGCCCGGAAGGCAUCCGAAGGCAGAGAUGCGGCGGGGGCCGCCUCUGCCGCAUCCCCGCCGGCGCCCAAGGAGGAGGUCCCCCCCGUGUCCUCGGUGCGGGUCGUGAGCGCCUGCGGGGCGGUCUCCGAGGAGAUCGAGGUGCUGGAGAUGGUGAGGGAGGACGAAGCGGCCCCGGCGUCCCCGGCGCGCUCCGACCCGGAUCAGCAGCCCGCCGCCGCCGCCGAGCUGGAGCCCGCGGCCGAGGAGUGCAGCUGGGCCGGGCUCUUCUCCUUCCAGGACCUGCGCGCCGUGCACCAGCAGCUGUGCUCCGUGAACUCGCAGCUGGAGCCCUGCCUGCCCGUCUUCCCCGAGGAGCCCUCGGGCAUGUGGACCGUGCUGUUCGGGGGCGCCCCGGAGAUGACCGAGCAGGAGAUCGACACGCUGUGCUACCAGCUCCAGGUCUACCUGGGCCACGGCCUGGACACCUGCGGUUGGAAGAUCCUCUCCCAGGUGCUGUUUACCGAGACCGACGACCCCGAGGAGUAUUACGAAAGCCUCAGCGAGCUGCGGCAGAAGGGCUACGAAGAAGUGCUGCAGCGGGCCAGGAAGCGCAUCCAGGAGCUCUUGGAUAAGCACAAGAAUAUAGAGAGCAUGGUAGAGCUUCUGGACUUGUAUCAGAUGGAGGAUGAAGCCUACAGCAGCCUUGCAGAAGCCACAACGGAACUCUAUCAGUAUUUACUACAGCCAUUCCGAGACAUGAGAGAACUUGCCAUGCUACGGAGACAGCAGAUCAAGAUUUCCAUGGAGAAUGAUUAUCUGGGUCCCCGAAGAAUUGAAAGUUUACAAAAAGAAGAUGCUGAUUGGCAGCGGAAAGCUCACAUGGCUGUGCUCUCUAUUCAAGAUCUUACUGUCAAAUAUUUUGAAAUAACAGCUAAAGCUCAAAAAGCUGUGUACGAUCGAAUGCGAGCAGAUCAGAAGAAGUUUGGUAAAGCAUCUUGGGCAGCAGCCGCUGAACGUAUGGAGAAACUCCAGUAUGCAGUUUCUAAGGAGACGCUACAGAUGAUGCGAGCAAAAGAGAUCUGUUUGGAACAGAGGAAACAUGCACUAAAAGAAGAGAUGCAGAGUUUGCAGGGUGGUACAGAAGCCAUAGCCCGAUUGGAUCAGUUAGAAGCUGAUUAUUAUGAUCUGCAACUUCAGUUGUAUGAAGUACAGUUUGAAAUCUUGAAGUGUGAAGAGUUAUUGUUGACAGCACAAUUAGAAAGCAUCAAAAGACUUAUAUCAGAAAAGAGAGAUGAAGUGGUGUACUAUGAUACUUAUGAGAGCAUGGAGGCAAUGCUGGAGAAGGAAGAGAUGGCAACGUCAGUGCAUUUACAGAGAGAAGAGCUGCAUAAACUUCAGCAGAAAGCACGCCAGCUGGAAGCAAGACGUGGACGGGUUUCAGCCAAGAAAGCCUACCUCAGAAAUAAAAAGGAAAUUUGUAUUGCAAAACACACUGAAAAAUUCCAUCAGCACCUUCAGAGUGAAGAGAACUACAGAACCCAUCACACAGUACAACUAAAGAGAGAGAAAUUACAUGAUGAAGAAGAAAGAAAAAGUGCUUGGGUUAGUCAAGAAAGACAGAGAACGCUGGAUAGACUUCGAACUUUUAAACAGAGGUACCCUGGCCAAGUUAUAUUUAAAUCAAGCAGAUUGCGACUGGCUCAUGCAAGAAGUGCCGCCAGUCCUGUGCCCUGCGAGGAGCAAUGCAACUCUAUGCCAGGAGCACUGCAGAUAGAAGAGAAAAGUGAAGAGGUGCAGAAAGGAAGAGGCAAGCUUGGGUCAUCACAGACAGCAGAAGCCCAAAGCCUCAUACAACUUGAAGAUACUUCAUUAGUACAACUUGAAGCCACUUCAUUACCUCUCAGUGGUGUUACCUCGGAACUGUGCCCCACUGUUUCUCUUUCACUUUUGAAUAAUAUUGACCUUGAACCAGGUUCUGUUACCACAGAUCCACUCCCACCACCUCUUCCUCCAACACCGCCACCUCCACCACCUCCUCCUCCCCCGCCCCCACCACCACCACCUCUGCCUGUUGCUAAGGACAGCAUCCCAGAGACACUGGAGAAAGAUCUGCCUAGAGUGGAGGGGAACGAGAAGAGAAUCCCUAAAUCUGCGAGUGCCCCUUCAGCACAUCUCUUUGAUAGCAGCCAGCUGGUCAGUGCCAGGAAGAAGCUCAAAAAGACUGCUGAAGGUUUGCAGAGAAGGAGAGUGAGCUCACCCAUGGAUGAGGUGUUAGCUUCCUUGAAACGUGGUAGUUUUCAUCUGAAAAAGGUUGAACAACGAACUCUGCCUCCUUUUCCUGAUGAAGAUGAUAGUAAUAAUAUCUUGGCACAAAUAAGGAAGGGGGUAAAAUUGAAGAAAGUACAGAAGGAAGUUUUGAGAGAAUCCUUCACGCUUCUGCCUGACACAGACCCUCUCACGCGGAGCAUCCAUGAAGCUCUCAGGAGAAUCAAAGAAGCAUCCCCCGAGUCGGAGGAUGAAGAGGAGGCCUUGCCUUGCACAGAAUGGGAAAACUAACAAGUGACUCAUGAAAAAGAAAAAAAUACCUGCGGUUGAAGACCGAUUCAUAUUCUUUUGAAAAACAAAUUUUGGUUCCAGAAUUGGAUUCCAUUAGAUCCAAAGUGUAUUGGCUCAGUGGUGUGAAAAAAGGAAGCACAAUUGGCAAGUUAUUACUCUUCAGUCAUUGCAAUAGAUGGUGGUUAACAUGAGUGUUAGGUGUGCAGUGUUUCUGACUAGAGGGAAGAAAAGGCCUUCAAAGAGAUGGCCUUUUUUUUUUUUUUUUUUUUUUCACCAUCUUCCCCUCCUGUCCACCCACAUACAUACUUACAGUGGCCAGUAAAGCUAGGGGUUGCUAUGAGUUGGAAGAGCACUGGGUGGACAGGGGUCUACUGUAAGUUGUAUUGGGACUGCUUUGAAAUCUAUUUUUCAGUGCACUGGUAGUCAUCUGCUUGAAAAUAACAGAGCUUCUUCCAUAUCAGCUUAUAUAAAUAGUUUGACACUCUGAAAAAGAAGUUUAUCAUGAUAACCAUUGGGCAGGAAUUGGAAGAAAAUCAGAUGAUGAACAUUUCCACAUUACUUAUCUCCAAAGGAAUUUUCAUAAAGAUGUUCAACAAUAUCUGGAAAGAUACAAAACUAUGGAGAUACAUCUAGUUACGUGUUUACCACAAUAUGAUACAUUUAACAUGGCAUAUUUUUAGAAAAUCGCACACUCUUACACUUUGUAAGUUUUUGAAGUAAAAAUUUCCAUGCUUUUAAAUAGCUCUUAAUAAUCGUGAAUUUAUAAUAGUUUGAAUAUUAUGUGCAGCUUUGUUUAUGAGAAGCAAUACUUUGUAAUUUGAUAAUUCAAAUUAUUUUUGGUCUUUUUGUUUGAACUAUUGCUUGAUUACUGUAAUUCAACAUGACUUUCCUAUUAAGAAUCAAAAUUCAGGAUUCUAUAAUAGGAAUGCAGAUUCCUAUUUAUCAUGUCUUUUUAUCAUGUACCAUUUAAGUUUUUAUUUUUACGCUCCACAGUGGGAAAAAAAAAAAGUGAUCUACAGAUAUGCAGAAGAAAUUAGACAAGCAGAAAAGCCUCCUUAGCUGGCAUUUCACUAUCCUCACAUGCUUUGAGUGGAGUUUUUGGAUAGAGCCUUUGUUAUUGUCACUAAAUUAAACGUGUGUAGCUCUAGGUGCCUGUUUUGCUAUAAUGGAGUCCCGAAGGGUGCGUUUAUAUGAAUGGAGCCAGUAUGUGUUCUCAGCUGGACUGCUAUGGGCUUAAAUGAAGAUAGAUAUGUUGGACUCAGUAUAAUAUUCUGUAAAGUAAUUCUGCAUAAGACAGAUCUUGGCCUUUAUCUGAAGGGAGGACCAAAGUACCAAAAAAGACAUUUCUUAUGAGGCAAUGAUCUGACCUAGACUCAGAAAGCAGUCCCAGUGUAAAAGCCCUCCAGUGGAUCAGUAUUCCGGAGAAGAAGAAAAUGCUCACACCCUUGUCACAUUAAAGUAUUAUUUCCUUGA